Orcinus orca (killer whale) is the source of this 8757-nucleotide messenger RNA. It is a transcript of the gene TRIM71, whose product is annotated as tripartite motif containing 71. Gene Ontology annotation, molecular function: protein binding; ubiquitin protein ligase activity; zinc ion binding. The record is from RefSeq and is a predicted model, not a curated record. Gene Ontology annotation, biological process: proteasome-mediated ubiquitin-dependent protein catabolic process; protein polyubiquitination. Bases 61 to 2676 code for a protein of 871 amino acids. Lineage: Eukaryota; Metazoa; Chordata; Mammalia; Artiodactyla; Delphinidae. The transcript has 4 exons.
GCUCUCCUCUCCUCCUCCUCUUCCUCUCUGGUCUCCUCCCUCCUCCGGGCUUGGUUGCAAAUGGCUUCGUUCUCCGAGACCGACUUCCAGAUCUGCCUGCUGUGCAAGGAGAUGUGCGGCUCGCCGGCGCCGCUCUCCUCCAACUCGUCGGCGUCGUCGUCGUCCUCGCAGACGUCCACGUCGUCGGGGGGCGGCGGCGGGGGCCCCGGGGCUGCGGCGCGCCGCCUACACGUCCUGCCCUGCCUGCACGCCUUCUGCCGCCCGUGCCUCGAGGCGCACCGGCUGCCGGCGGCGGGCGGCGGCGCGCCGGGAGAGCCGCUCAAGUUGCGCUGCCCUGUGUGCGACCAGAAGGUCGUGCUGGCCGAGGCGGCGGGCAUGGACGCGCUGCCCUCGUCCGCCUUCCUGCUCAGUAACUUGCUCGACGCCGUGGUGGCCACGGCUGACGAGCCGCCGCCCAAGAACGGGCGGGCCGGCGCCGCGGCGGGCGCGGGCGGUCACAGCAACCACCGACACCACGCGCACCACGCGCACCCGCGCGCUUCUGCCUCGGCGCCGCCGCCACUCCCGCCAGCGCCGCAGCCGCCCGCGCCGCCCCGCUCAGCGCCCGGCGGCCCCGCGGCCUCCCCGUCGGCGCUGCUGCUGCGCCGGCCUCACGGCUGCAGCUCCUGCGACGAGGGCAACGCGGCCUCGUCGCGCUGCCUCGACUGCCAGGAGCACCUGUGCGACAACUGCGUCCGCGCGCACCAGCGCGUGCGCCUUACCAAGGACCACUACAUCGAACGCGGCCCGCCUGGCCCCACAGCCGCCGCCGCCGCCGCGGCGCAGCAGCUCGGGCUCGGGCCGCCCUUCCCCGGCGCGCCCUUCUCCAUCCUCUCGGUCUUCCCCGAGCGCCUCGGCUUCUGCCAGCACCACGACGACGAGGUGCUGCACCUGUACUGUGACACGUGCUCAGUGCCCAUCUGCCGAGAGUGUACUGUGGGCCGGCACGGCGGCCACAGCUUCGUCUACCUCCAGGAGGCGCUGCAGGACUCACGGGCGCUCACCAUCCAGCUGCUGGCUGAUGCCCAGCAGGGCCGCCAGGCCAUCCAGCUGAGCAUCGAGCAGGCCCAGACGGUGGCAGAGCAGGUGGAGAUGAAGGCAAAAGUGGUACAGUCGGAGGUCAAAGCCGUGACUGCGAGACACAAGAAGGCCUUGGAGGAGCGGGAGUGUGAGCUGCUGUGGAAGGUAGAGAAAAUCCGCCAGGUGAAAGCCAAGUCCCUGUACCUGCAGGUGGAGAAGCUGCGGCAAAACCUCAACAAGCUGGAGAGCACCAUCAGCGCCGUGCAGCAGGUCCUGGAGGAGGGGCGGGCGCUGGACAUCCUGCUGGCCCGAGACCGCAUGCUGGCGCAGGUGCAGGAGCUCAAGACCGUGCGCAGCCUCCUGCAGCCCCAGGAGGACGACCGGGUCAUGUUCACACCCCCUGACCAGGCCCUCUACCUCGCCAUCAAGUCCUUCGGCUUUGUCAGCAGCGGGGCCUUCGCGCCGCUCACCAAGGCCACGGGCGACGGCCUCAAGCGGGCCCUCCAGGGCAAGGUGGCCUCCUUCACUGUCAUCGGCUACGACCAUGACGGGGAGCCCCGCCUCUCAGGAGGCGACCUCAUGUCGGCUGUGGUCCUGGGCCCUGACGGCAACCUGUUUGGUGCGGAGGUGAGCGACCAGCAGAACGGGACAUACGUCGUGAGCUACCGGCCGCAGCUGGAGGGCGAGCACCUGGUAUCGGUCACCCUGUGCAACCAGCACAUCGAGAACAGCCCCUUCAAGGUGGUGGUCAAGUCCGGCCGCAGCUACGUGGGCAUCGGGCUCCCGGGCCUGAGCUUCGGCAGUGAGGGCGACAGCGAUGGCAAGCUGUGCCGGCCCUGGGGCGUGAGCGUGGACAAGGAGGGCUACAUCGUGGUCGCUGACCGCAGCAACAAUCGCAUCCAGGUGUUCAAGCCCUGCGGCGCCUUCCACCACAAGUUCGGCACUCUGGGCUCCCGGCCCGGGCAGUUUGACCGGCCUGCCGGCGUAGCCUGUGACACCUCCCGCAGGAUCGUGGUGGCCGACAAGGACAAUCAUCGCAUCCAGAUCUUCACCUUUGAGGGCCAGUUCCUCCUCAAGUUCGGUGAGAAGGGCACCAAAAACGGGCAAUUUAACUACCCUUGGGAUGUGGCGGUGAAUUCCGAGGGCAAGAUCCUGGUCUCCGACACGCGGAACCACCGGAUCCAGCUGUUCGGGCCCGAUGGGGUCUUCCUGAAUAAGUAUGGCUUCGAGGGGGCUCUCUGGAAGCACUUUGACUCCCCGAGGGGGGUGGCUUUCAACCACGAGGGCCACUUGGUGGUCACCGACUUCAACAACCACCGGCUCCUGGUCAUUCACCCAGACUGCCAGUCGGCCCGCUUCCUGGGCUCAGAGGGCACCGCCAAUGGGCAAUUCCUGCGCCCACAGGGCGUGGCCGUGGACCAGGAGGGGCGCAUCAUCGUGGCCGAUUCCAGGAACCACCGGGUGCAGAUGUUCGAGUCCAAUGGCAGCUUCCUGUGCAAGUUUGGCGCUCAGGGCAGUGGCUUUGGGCAGAUGGACCGGCCCUCCGGCAUCGCUGUCACGCCGGAUGGGAUGAUUGUCGUGGUGGACUUUGGCAACAAUCGAAUCCUCAUCUUCUAAUCACAUUCCUAGGCUUCUGUGUUUGGGGUGCGCGUGUGUACGUCUCUCUCUCUCUCCCCCUUUUGAAAUUCAAAGAAGAAACCGUCUCAGGGAAAUUCCUUUUUUUUUUUUUUUUUUAAUUUUGUUUAAAGACAACAAGAAAAGUACAACAUUGCUUAUGUCCUACCUCAUCUUUAUUUUUUUACAGAUGAAUGUACGUAUCUUUUCUGCAGGGAUUGAGCCUGUGAAGUGAUGAUCUCUAUCUACCUCAGAAACCUUUACAUUUCCUUCUCCAACAGGCCCUCUGCCCUCCCACCCUCGCUCAGUGGAGUUCACGUUUCCUCUCCCCUCCGUGGGGCGUGACACGCACAAGCCUAGCAUCUCUGUGGCUGGGAGGGUGCUGGAUGUGUGCGGUGGGGUGCAUUCUGUAGAUUGAGCCAAGCAAACACGAGAAAACUACUAAGUUAAAAAGAAAAAAAACUAUAACACGUGGAAAAAUGGGAUUUAAGAUGCUUAAUUGUAGAGUAUUUGUGUUCUUGAGAAUACUGUGUUUAUGGGGUUAGGCUGUGUGGUGAUCUUGAUCUUUUUGGGAAAAAUCUUUUUUUUUUUUUUUAAUGCUGCAACAGUGAACUUCCUGUGUUCUUUUAUACCUCAGUGUGUUUCUCAGCCUGUUCAACAUCAGUAUCUUUUCUUAUUCCUAGAAGAAGUGGCUGUGGCUUGCUAGCCAAGAAAAGCAGACCAUUCCUAUCUUAGGGUAUGCAAUCUUUGUUUCUUCUAAGGGAGGGUGUGUGUGUGCGUGCGUGUGUGUGUAUGUAUGUGUGGGUGUGAAGCCACCUUACACCAAAAUAGUAAAAAUGCUAUACCACCUCCCAAAGAACUUUUUCUUUUCACACUUUGGUUUCUGAAAAAUAGAUGUAGUUCAGGAUUUUUGAUUAAAAGUAUUCUCAGAAGUUGUGUUUUUAGUUUGCUGUUGGUUAUAAAGAAUUAAGUAGAAGAAGAAAAUUACCCUCCUUCUCAGAAAGAGGAUUUUCAGGCAUGUGGCGUGUGGACAUUGAGUGGGUGGAUGGGCACGCGUGUGCUGAGUUGGUCAGCAGAGAGCAUGAGACACAGGCAAGGGACCCCCAGACUGCAGUUGAAUGUUGUUCUGUUAAUGUUAGGCAUUUCUUUUCCUAAGAAGAGUAGGCAAAGGAAUGAACUUUUGUUUUAAAAGCACAAUUUUUUCCUGCUUUGGAAGUUCAGGGAAAUAGAAUGUUUUAAAGUCAAGUUUAUGGGAACAGCCCAUCCCCACACCCUCUUCUCGGGUCACUUUUACAGAGUGGUCUGCUCCCAAGCCACGGAGCACGGUAAACGUGAAUUUUCCCCCUAAAGGCCUUUGAAUGUAAAGGAUUUGUAAACCACGUUGCCCCAACUGGAAAAACGUAUAGGAACUGAAACCUCUUGUUCAACCUGUAUCUCGGUACCAAAGAAUGAAAAUUUAUUAAGCCAGGCUCCCACUGCAGAAACAUGGGAUGGCAUCCGUCACUUUACAGGGUGGGUUUGUCGUAAGCUGGACUUGGGUGCAGAACCUUGUGCUUCUGGGCGUUAACUGUCUUUCAAAUACUGAAAUGAGAACCAAAUUCCAGAGCACCACAGGAGAAAGAGGUGCUCUCAGAUGGCAGUGGCUUCCAGGACACUUCUUGUUUAAACUGGAAGACUAACAGAUCAGUUUCUAUCCCUGUAUUUAAGAGAAAUUCCUCUUGCAAUAUGGAUAGAGUUUUUAACGAACAGACUAACAAGUGGAUAGAUUGUUUUUGUCAUCCCCCCCCAAAAAAAGAAGGAGAUGAUGGGGACCAGUGUAGCAAGCCAAUCAAACUGCUUUUCCCAUCCAGCUCUUUUGGACAUUUAAUUUACCACUUCAUGGUCCCCUGUGUCUUCCCAUUGCUUUAGUUCUGGGGUUUCUGAGUGACCAAGAUGGGGGAAACCUUGUUGCAUAAAGGAGAACCACAUGCAAUAAAGGAUCCAAAAACUGGAAAGUAGUUUCAAACUGCUGUUGCCCAGCUGCUGUGUUUCAGGGUGGGAAGGUGUCAGGGGAUCUUGUUAUGGAAAAGCAUUUCUUCUUUUAUUGAAGAAUUUAAUAGUCAUUCCCUCUCUAAUAGUGAAUCCAUCUCUAAUUCCUAUUCAGUUGCCUUUUAUGUUGCCCCUAAGUUCGAAGUUCUUUGACUGGUAAAGAGAUCACGUAAUUAAACAUUUUUAAUUGUUUUUUAUUUUGGAAUAACUUGGUGCUGAACCUCCUCCUCUCAAUCCCCCUGCCCCCUAAAUAAUCCCCCUUUAAACACCAAAGACAACUGGUUUUAAAUGAUUAAAAAUUUUUUUAAUUGAAAAAAAAAGUAUCUUAAAUUCUUUAAAAUGUUCUCAGAAACUCAGGUCAUGAUUAUGGCUAAGCUAUUUCCAGUAGUCAAUACCUUUGAUUAUUCUGUCUUCAUUUUCAUCAUCUUCACUCUUAACCUUUCCUUCCCAGUUUCCCCGUAUGUGGGGAAAUAUUGGAACCUGAGUGAGAAAUUUCCUUGGUGAGUAGCAGCAACCAGAGCUGCUUAUUUAACAUUUUUUUGUGGAUCUGGUUGUAAAGCCAGGGUUUCCACAUGUGGCUAAAAUGAUUAGGGCUUAAUAGAGUAUUCAAUUUGCCUGCUUAAGGCAACCAGGUCCCCUCCUUGAAAUGAACGUGUCUCUGGGUGAUAACUGCCGCUUUACUCUCUGUAAAAGGUACGUCUUCUUACAUUUUCUGCACCCAAAGUUGUGCAUCGCUGCCAUUUGAGAAACAUGGUCACACUUGGGAAGCUUUUGUUUUUAAAAUACUGCCAUCUGUGGCUGCCCCAGAUUGACUCCUGACCCACAGGGAUUGGUGCAAAGCACCUCCAGAGUGUGCUUCUUGUACAGUGUGGAAGAGAGAUGAGAAAAGCCAGCAUUUGGACCUCCCUAGUGUGAGAGAUAACAAGUGUUUAUCAAUGCGUAUCUCCUGCCCAUUAUGGGGUGAUGCUAGGUAGCAGGAAUUGGGUCAAAGAGGGUGUCUUUAACGUGGUGAAAAGAUAAGGUCCUGGGUGCUGUGAGGGAGGAGGAUAAAAUGUUUCUCUUGAGGAAAUGUGAUAUUGAGACAAUAGUCCCCAGGUAUGUCUGAUCUGGUCAGGGGGUGGGGUGAGGUGUAAGGUCAGUAUAUGGUUUGAGAUGCCAAUUGGAUUUGGAUGUAUAGGUUUGGAUAUUGAGAUGGCUAAAGGAAAUCUAAAUAACCCACAGAUACAAGCCACUUUUGGUUGAUACCAACUUAACGUUUCAGAAGUGUUACUGUUUUUCGUUAUGGUGGUUUUGUUUUUGUUUUUGAAAUAAUUCCUCUGUGAAAUUGGUCACGAGAAGCAAUGCUGUCUGAGAACCUGUGCUGUGUGGUGGCUGGCAGGUGGCAUGCAAGUUGGCUGGAGCCCAGUGGCCCAAACGGUACCCCCAAGUGCACUAACUCUUUGAUUGAUGGAUGCCCUUUUAAGUCUAACUUAUUUGGGGAGUCGGGGAAACACCUACAAGGGUACCAUAAACAGAAUCUAAAUUACGCGCUGGGCCAAAAAAAAGUUGCCAGAUGGAAGGCACUUUGUAAUGGGGCUGUAAGAGAAUAGCAUGAGAUUGGCUCAGUCUGCUUUAUUCUAGUUAAGCCAAAGCUUAAUGAUCGGAGGCAGGAGGUCUUCUGGGCUUGAAGCAGCAGAAUACUGUUGUAUGUGUGUCGUCUUCCUCUUUGGAAGAUUCUAAGAUUGCUGUGUUCUGGUAGAUAGUGAAAGAUAUGCCAAAGUUAUAGGCUUGUUUUUCUGUUUAAAAAAAGAAGAAAUCCAAUGGUGCCAAAAAGUAUUUAUUUAAAACAUCACUCUUACUGAGUUUCCAACAGUCUGGGGCUGUAUAAAAGUCAUAGUCUUGUACUUGCGUGUGAUGGAAUCGUGGAGCCUGGCCCUCUUGAGGCGCUCUGGCCUCCCUGGGCUGGGCUGCCUGUGGGCCAGGGCACAGGACACACACACCAACCACUCCAUCCCACACCAUCUGCUUUUGUUUAGUUUCUACCUCACUUUUGGUGAAAGUCAUCUACCUCAUGUUAGUAUCUGACGGGUCUCUGAAUAGUAUUAAUCCACCGGGGAGUGGGUAGGAGUGGAGAGCUACCUCGAGAAGAAAAUGUUUUCAUAAAUUCAGAACUGACUUCUCACAGGAGAAGCGUUUGAUUGACCUUGGAAAAGAAACUUUGAAACCAAAUAGUCCUAUACAGACAAAUGUAGUCAUAAAUCCAAGUAUUUCUUACCAAUCUGGCUUUUUCCCCCCACCAGGAGUUAUGCACACCGUUACCACGUUGUUCAGUGUUCUGAAACCACGGGUUCAUCUGACCUUUUUGAGGACUUAUCUGCAAAUAAAGACCUUUAGGUCUUUUUUUUUUUCUCUUCAAGAGAAAAAAUAUCUGUAUUUUGAAUGUCUGAAAAUACACCCUUUUAGGAGCAAUUCUAAGGGUCUAGUUGGGAACAUCACCUAUUGGAAAGGAAUGAACAUCCUUGAGACCUCGUGAUUGUAUUUGUACCCUUUCUGGACCCAGCAGGAUGUCCCUCACCAUGGCAUUGCAGCAAUCACUGUCUUACUGAGCAGUGAUGGUGAAGUGUGUGUGUUGCUCUUUUGUGUUUGAUUUUUUUUUUUUCCCCUACCAAAGGUAACAUGUUCUUUGACGGGUUAUUCUUUUCCUUUGCUUGUUUAUUAAAUACUUGAUAAAGUUGAGAAGCACAUUACCAUGAUAUACUGUAUUGCCUCUCCACCUCUCUUCCCCCCUCGCUUAAUUUUUGUUUUGGUUGGAAGAGAGCAUCCAUAAGACCACUGUCAUUAUUGUGAAUUUGGUUUAUAAAUGUCAUGGUGAAGAAAUACCUCAAUGAUGCCUAUUUUAAAAACCGAUCUUACGGGUUAACAAGCCAGCCUGGUGGGAUGUUUUCCAUCAUCAUUUAACCAGUAAUGGUUCUAAAAGUUUUGUGUAUCCACAUGGUCGUAGACCUCCUUUUAAUGAUUGUAUUAACUUACAAGCUCAGGUAGUAUUUUUCUUAAGGCUCUAUCUCAGAGCACACUGACUGAAUGUUAAUGUGUGUAGCAAAGUGUUUACUUUCUUUAAAUAACCAGCUCUGGAAUAGUUCUUUGUGUUUCUAGCAGUCUGUGUAGUUGUCUUUUCAGAGGAGGAUUUUUCACAUUUCUGGGGUGUUCUUGUUUCUAGGACAGUAAGAUUUCUUUUCUUCUUUUCCCCUAAAUUCAAUGCAGGUGAGAGGGUGGGAGGGUAAGGGCUGUUGUUUUUAACUAGCAUGUUAGGUAUAUUCGGGUGGGUGGGAAGGUCGUUUGUAUUUUUUUAAAUGAAUCUUGCUUAAUACUGUCCAUUAGCUGUCAUGCCCGGUCAGCAAAAUGUUAAUUUUAAAGCGUAGAAUACAUGGCUUGGUUGAGGGUUUUUUGUUUUUGUGAGAAAAGUAAAUGCAAAAAUUGGAGAAAUUAACAUGGGCAUGUUGCCUUCAUGUUAGAAUGACUAAGGUCAGAGUUGUUUUUUUUUUUAAUUUGUCCAAGGCAGACAUGUAAGGGAUAUGCACCACCAGACUAACUGCCCGGGCCACAGGAACCAUGCUGCAAGCCCACCUGGGUGCUGACUGCCUCUUGACACUUUUAAAAAUGGGCAUCGUGGUGGUGGUGCGGAUCCCGUCAAUUAAGUGGAGAAUGGGGAAACAAAGGUUUUUCCCCCAAACCUUUAAGGUAGGUUUUUGUUUGGGGUGGGUUUUUUUUUUUUUUCUCCUACCCUCUGGAUUUUUACUUUUAAAUCUUAAGUGAUAUACUGCAGGCCUCAGGCAUGACAGGCAAUGAGCAGGUGAAGAACCAGUGGAAAAGUGUUCAAAAACUCCUGUGUUAGCUAACAGGCUUCUGAAUGUAUCGCUCUGGUCCACAGAGAAGGCUGGAGAAGGUAGCAAGGAGAUGCUGUAUCAGCUACUGCAGCCUUAAAACAAAGUUGGUGUCUCUUUGGACUUUAAAAUUGUUCCUAUGCAGCUUAUUUUAUUUUUGUUUAAUCAAAUAAACAAGAGGGUUUUUCCAUGGAAA